Molecule: messenger RNA, 957 nt
Organism: Sinocyclocheilus grahami
Lineage: Eukaryota; Metazoa; Chordata; Actinopteri; Cypriniformes; Cyprinidae
Product: motor neuron and pancreas homeobox protein 1-like
Exons: 3
Coding region: 1-957 (318 amino acids)
Biological process (GO): regulation of DNA-templated transcription; central nervous system development; neuron projection morphogenesis
Cellular component (GO): nucleus
Molecular function (GO): DNA-binding transcription factor activity, RNA polymerase II-specific; sequence-specific double-stranded DNA binding
Source: RefSeq, a predicted model, not a curated record
AUGGAAAAAUCAAAGAACUUCAGGAUCGACGCCCUUCUGGCUGAAGAACCACAUCGAGGGACCCGAGAAGUAUCACCUGGACUGAGCAGCGACAGCAUGACGGGCAGCCCGGUGUCUUGCAGGCGCGGCGACACUCCAUCCCCGCGCGGGACCCACGGUGCCAUACACCUCCAAACCGGAAUCCUACCUAAACCUGGGCUGCUCAAUCUCCCACACCCAGGACUCACUUCGUUUCCAGGCAUGUACACGACGCCCAUGUACCCCAUUUCAGCGUUGGGAAGUCAGCACCCUGCCCUGGCGUACUCGGGUUUUACGCAGCUGACGCAGCCGUACCCUGAGCAGCUGAAGGCGGCGGCGAUGGCCGGAUCUUUACCGCUGGAGCACUGGAUACGAGCUAGCAUCAUGGUACCACGACUGCCCGAAUACACCUCCGCCCCCCAGUCCGGUUUGAUGGGUAAAUGUCGUAGGCCGCGGACAGCAUUCAGCAGUCAACAACUACUGGAGCUGGAAAACCAGUUUAAACUUAACAAGUACCUUUCCAGACCCAAACGCUUCGAAGUGGCCACAUCGCUCAUGCUGACCGAGACACAGGUCAAGAUCUGGUUCCAGAACCGCAGAAUGAAGUGGAAACGCAGUCGUAAGGCUAAAGAACAGGCCGAGGUCGAUCGUCAACGUGGGGGAACCAAAUCGACCAAUGAGAGGCCAGGAAGGGACAGUCGCAGGGCCAUCGCUCAGAGUGUGGAGGAGCACGAGGAAGAGGAUGAUAUUGAGGAGGAGGAUGAGGAAGAUGAGGAGGAAGGGCAACACAAAUUCAUUAACGACAACCUUAAUGUACCACAUUCCACAGACUUUCUACACCACGCGUCUGCGUUAAGAUACCACCCCGACAGCCCGUUCUCUGAGGACGACAUGGAGGAGGUGGGAGGAGGCGACAGGAAGAUUGGGGCAGGGUUAUGA